AUGAGCGCUCUGUUGUUGAAGACAGCCACAACGAAGUUGCUAUCCCUGGGUAAUUCGCUACUUCUGGCGCAUCUGGUGGCCUGUGUGCGCGAAGUAGGUAGCGAUCUUCUACAUGUUCGGCGCAGACAUGUUCCUUGUCUCAAGUUAGGCUCUCACACGGCACGCAAAGCAAGACAGGGAAGCUUGGAAUUGGACGACGGGCUGGCUUUGUUUUCUUCUGUUUCCCUCCUUGUUUUCUUCAACAUUUUGGCUCCCGAGCCCGCCGCCUGUGCUCUCCCUGCGCUGGCGUUCCCUUCCCGUAACCUUCUGUUCCUCUUGCCACGGCCCCCCACCGCUGCCGCCUUCUACCGGCUCGACCGUGCCCUCUUCCUCUUCUUGGCUGGCGGGUCAUGA
Messenger RNA from Colletotrichum lupini, 393 nucleotides. RefSeq lists its product as uncharacterized. The coding region runs from base 1 to 393 and encodes 130 amino acids. NCBI's taxonomy places the organism in Eukaryota, Fungi, Ascomycota, Sordariomycetes, Glomerellales, Glomerellaceae. The transcript has a single exon. The record is from RefSeq and is a predicted model, not a curated record.